CAAAAUCAUGACUGAUCCAGAACUUCAGCUGAUAGUUUUGACAUUGACGCAGAAUUGUUACUUCUACCGUAUGGACAUAUAUUUUGUCGGAUCAAGGGUAAAUAGCCAAUGACAUUUUCACUGUCGUGUACCAAUCCUCGACGCCCGGUGCACUCGGGCUGCAGUUGAACAAAAUAUUCAUUUCUUGGAUUCUCCAGUGCAACAUUGCGACAUCCUCAAUUGGGAGUAUCAUUUCCAUUCAUGCGUUCCUUGUUGAUGGCCCUCUCCUUCUUUCCCUUGAUAUAGGUGGACAGGUCGCCGACAGGGAGAGUUAGGGGGAAGUCGACCGCUUCGAGCAGCUGCACUGCAAGCACAUACCAUAUCAUCAUCGUGAGGGCGAAGGUGAAUGCUCCAGCGGCCUGUGAUGAUAAUCAGUCAGCAUUUGGUGCGCGGAUGGGAGGCCAGCAAACAAACAUACCACGGUCAGUCUCUCGCCGGCGUGGACGUUGCCGAGGGCCAGGUUCCAGAAGGCGCCGGUGCCGCAGCCGAAGGCGAAGAUCAGCGUGAAGAGCGCGCUGAAGAAGACGAUGUUGGUUCUCAAGGCGCACACGGUGAAGAUUGUCGUCACCAUUGCGAGGGAAAGAUAGUAGAACCCUAAACAACGGCAGCACAGGGACGAGUUAGCUGGACCGACUAUAUUACGGCUUCAAGGGGUAGGGGGACCUCAGGGAACACUCCUUUCCGACUCAGAACAGGACAGGACGGACGUACCGAAGGUGGCAUAAUACCCUGGCUCCGUCAUGCCUUGGAGAUUGCUCCCGCUCGGAGAAUACUGGAGGCCGACGCCAAACCAGGGGACCAACUGAGUGCCGGCAACGACCCAGAACGUGCCGUAGGUGAAAAACAAGCACAUUGAGAACGUAUUGCCCAGGAUCCAUUCCAUGAUCGCGCCGACGAUUUGGAGCAUACCGCCGAAGAAGAUCAUUGUUGGUCUGUUCAAUACCAGCCAUCUCAGUCAAGGUACGCAAAAGGGGAAGGAAGCGUGCCUGCGAGCGAGCCCUCGAAAGAGCUCUCGAAGCAUGGCACACGGAAAAAUGGGAGGGAUAUUCCACGCUUGUUAUAGAGUGUUGCUCGAGCAGCAGCAGGACUCACAUGAUGGCACCUCCUGCACCUCCAGCUCCACGCCAACCCAUAUUGGCGGCUGCGUAUGGCGUCGCAGCCAUGACGAAACCGAUCAGACAAGCUGGCGUUGGGUUACCGAACUAAAGCCAGAAAGCAAAAGUUAUUGAGCCGUACAAAGGAGUUAAGUGACUGGCCGAAGGGGGAAAAUUCUGUCAUACCUUCUUCCUUAGAUCGCCGGGAACAUUGCGCUCGGGAUUCAGGUAGAGAGCUUCAAAGACCUCGCGCGGAAGGAAGACGCUUUCUGCUGUCUGCACUCGACGGAGCACAUCGUCGCGCGAGGUCGACUGACCCAAUGGGGCGCCUUUCGUCUCGUCCAUGGCUUUUGAAAAUGGACUUUUCCUCUUUGCUGGUGAGAUCGAUAGAUGAUAUCUUUUCAAAUCGGGGGCGUGAAUAUGGAUGUAUCACAGUAUACUGCGACGGUAGGCGUGCGGCUCAAAAAAGACCAAGCAAUGGACAAGAAAAGGGGCUUGAGUACCGAGGGUUGGGUAUUGGGCGGACGCCAGGGUUUUAAAAGCUUGAACUUCUUCCCUCAACCAGGUGGGUGACAGGGAAUCCUAUGCACGUUCUUGACGUCCUAUGCAGCUUGCACGAGUGACACCUCGGUAAAAGGAUGAGGCAUGACCAAAUACUACUGUUGCAGUAGCCGGUAGGCCCGACGAUGUGGAAACUCUGGAACCGAGAGCAGGCUUUUGAUUGAUAUUGUGCUUGAGAAACUUCUAUCUUCGUUGGGCCGGCAGCUGUAGCAUCGUACGAUCUUUGCAGCAAUGCAUCACUCACGGAGAGUCACCGGUGCGGGGAGCCAUUGAGCUCAACGAGGGUGGACCUUCUGGCAAGGGAUUAGGCGAUUCCGGGGUCUUAUUGCGGGGAGCAAGCUCUGUCAUGAUGAUUGUGUGGGAAAGAUGCUGUCAUAAUGGUAGUUGCGAGACGACGACAACUGCUGAUCGCAUCCACAGCGACGCCAGGAACCCGGGUUGCGAUGAUACCGUGGUAGGCUCUGCACUGCUCUGGCAAGAGCCCGGAUCUUCAUGCGUUGCACAAGCCCGGCAAGUCCACGUUGCGUCCGGGUUGUUCGCAAACAUCGAUGCCGGUCUUCCGUAAAGGCAUGCGUUUGUGCUGAGCAUCAUUGGUGCGUGUGGGAAAUGCCAUGAUGUGUGCAUCUCGAGAUUCAGCACAGAAGCUGUCACACGUCCGAAUGGCCGAACUCCUUUACCUUGGCCAGGUGCCGAGUCUUCUUCUCCAGGUUGGUAGCGGCAGAGGUGCGAGGCAUGUGCAGACUUGUUGAUUUCAUCUGAUGAAUACCGAUGGCUAGGAUCACUAGCCGCUGGUUUGGCUUUGGAGGACAACACUCUGUGCCAGCCUUAGGACUUCUUCUGCUGCCUGUCUUACGCGCGCAAGAUGCGACAACUGCGGGGCCGAGAGUUGCUGGUCACUGUCUCUACGCUCGUCCAUGAACACAAUGUUCCUUUCCAAUAUCUUGAGGUCAGAGGAGGCGGCCGCACUAGCAGGAUUGAGCAUGAUGUUGCAAAACAGGUUUAAAGUUGCUGAAAGCGGAUAGAAUAUCACCACCCUACAAGCAAACAGCCGUUGUCAGCCUCGAAAGUUCAUCUGCCUUGACCUUCGAUUCGAAAUUCCACUUACCAGAAAAUAUGAGGGGUGAGGUAGUGCUCGACAGAGGUAAAGUAUAAGAGCAAGGACCGGCUGGAUUCUAGAGCGAGAUCGAGGCUGGAACCCAGACCCUCGGCUGUCCGGUGAUUGCCGGCCCAGUUUGUACAGCGACUGCUUGCCUGAUGGAUCGUUGUCAUACAAUGAUGAUAUUCCAGGCGUAUCAGGAAUGUCAUCAUGUCGAAGUUGUCCUUGUCAAGGACAUGACUUCGUUGCUGUGAGAACGAGAGGGUUGGUCGUCGCUUUGGUGGCAACGACUGUCUCCAGUUCUCCAGCAUCUCAUCAAGCUCUCGUAUGUCUUUCAGGAUCUCGGCAUCAGCUUUUCGUAAGGCGUUAGGAGAGUACAAUUUAUCAUAGGCCUUCGAUUUUAUUAGCGUCAAACGCAAGUCACUGGGUAAGCGAGGAGCCCCUUGGAAAUCCUGUUGGAUCUGUUGCCAGUAGUAUUUCGGGAAAGUCAGGUCGCAAGCGGUGUCGUUGAUGAUGGGUGGACGACCUGUACGGAAAGUGAUCUCUUUAUCCAGAACGUAGCAGAUCCAGAAGACAUCCCUGAGAUGGAGUGUCCUCCGGGUUUCGAGGCUAAGGGAAUGGGACGGAAGGCUGUCUGUCUCUGCUCCUGGGUAAAGAUGCCCCCCCAGCAUGAAAAGAAACCUUGAGACGAGCGCGAGUAUGAUGUCGACAGCAUGAACGUUGCCGCAGCCAAAUUGAUACACGGCCUAAACAUGUUAGCCAUGCCAUCUUGCACCAAGUGGCUUCGCCCAGUUAGGGGGCUGCUGCUUGAAUGGGAGACUUACGAACAUCAUCAUGGCAUCCACCACUUCAGUGCUGGGUCUAGCGUUCAAUAUGUCAGGUACCAGCAGCUGUGCGGCCGCGAUACAUUGUUCCAAAUCAAUAGGUGGAAGAUCUUGGUCGGCUGGGUGGCCAGCCGUGGAUGUAAAGGCGAUGAACGAGAAGAUACACGCUUUGGUCGCCAGUAUACCAGCCGAAGCAGUAUCGUGUCUGUAUGCUCUCUCGAUAAUCAGGGGAAAGAGCACUUUGUCCGCAAUCGGGAACGCAUCUGAGAACGAGGAGCUCAGAUAAUAGUGAAAGUGCUUUUCGACAGAUUGGCGAGGCGGUAGGACUGCCAUGUCCCAUUGAGUCGGAUUGACGAAGGUUGGCAGGGCUGGCCAGGCUUGUCGCUGAUUGUGCCAGAGAGGGCUGUCAGACUCUUCGCGAGAGUCUUCAGCAGACUUCAGACCAAUCCAUUGCUGGCCGUCCCGAGACAAGAAGGGAACGCCAUGAAAAAGGUUGAUAUCACCCAGUCUAUAGCCGGCGCAAUAGAUUCGUCCAAGCGUCGCCAAAUCUGGGGCUCCAUUCUCUGGCGAGCAUUUGGCUUCAACUUCGAUGCGGCCUGGCGUGACGUCGAGGUCGUGAUUGCUCCCGUUCGACAAGUCUGAAGAGGGUGAGUCGGGAAACUAUUGUUCAAAGGUUUUGUCUCUCACCGAUUUCCUUCUUGGGGUGGUUCUCGGCCAGAAGCUUUUCGAUCCGUGCCAAACGCUCAACGAGAUUGCUCUCUCUCAGUUUUCUGCCACCAGUCAAUGUUGAUCUUCUUGGAGACCAUAGAGCGAGGGCUCGAACCGCGACCGACUUUCUCUUUUCCGUCCCCCCUGUGAUCGGUUGAACGUACAGUCCAGGUCGUGGUGUUUGCACCAAUUACAUUGAGGCCGGACGCCAUCACAUUUGAUCUAAGACUGUCAGACUGUGCAGAUGCCACAAAGGUGAACAGAGGUAUCGUAUCGCAUGACGGUCUCAUGGGUAGAUUGUGUAAUUUGGCACGAUGGCGCCAGUCGAGGAUAAACAGCAGCGAGAACAAUUUGUGUGGCAGGAGGGUCACAUGUUGGAUGCCAGAUGUAUUGCUGUAGCCACAGUGGGCUCUUCACCACGCAACUGUCCUUGCUGCCGUUUAUCCUCGACUGGCGCCAUAGUGCCAAAUUACACGAUCUACCCAGGAGACCAAGGUAAUUGCUUGAUUUUCGGGGUCGAUAUUGGGGGUUCAACCUUUCUUCGGUGACAAGAAUCACAAGCACGCAGAGUCCGCUUCGUGCUACCCUCGCCAACGACGGACGUAUCGGGGGACGAAUAGUGUGGGGUUUCCGACAUGGGCACUUUUCAAGUUGACCACCUAGCGGUAUUGAAAACGACGUGCCAGGCCCGGCAGAUGUAUGAAGGUCCUAGUCAAGCACCCAACGAGGUUUUUGAGAUUGGCGGCAUGCAGGGAAGCCAGCUUGACUAAUCGGGACACUGAUAUUACCUCUGUGGUUGAAGAUCGAGUAAGAAGCCUUCAAAACGCCAUGGUUUCUACUCGCACGAGAAGAAAUGCCACUAGAACGCGAAGAGAUUCGUGAUAAGAUCAAGCAUCUUUGAGUUGGUCACGUGGUUGGGACGGCCAAACCAAUGUCCCGACGUUACCGCUAAGCAUGUGCUCACUGCCACGACUGCUCAGGUACCACACACUCUCAGUACCUUGCACCAUCGACGUUUUCUCAAACCCACCUUAUCACAGUCCUUGCCCACUCAAUCCAAUUAUUCUAAACAAAAUAUCUCCGCUACAGCCAAGGCCGAAUGGAUAUGUCGACUCCGGGUUCCGUCAGCCGAUCUGGCCGACGGAGGCCUUGGCAAUGCGUUCAUAUUGCGCUUACUCUGCAGUACACCGCCGUUGCAAGCGCCAUCGAUGCCUCUUCUGAACAACGUCUACCCGAAUCAAGGCGGCAAGCGGACGGGCUACUCCACGUGGGUCACGGAAGUAUAUGAUAUACAUGAGCCCUCCUUGCUACUGAGUGUCAAGAAGCCAUCUCACCACAACAGGUUGCCGUCCCGGCCCUUGUUGGGAAGAUUGACUGAACUGCCUGUCUUGUGCUUAAUCAGCGGCACCUUCAAACAAGCCGGCGCCGUUGUGGGGCCCUGACAUCUCUCAUUCAUCUGUGACCCGUCUGAAGACUCCAGUAAGCACUGACUCUGACUGGCCCAACAGAAGCGGCUCCCUCGUCUUCCGUUUCAUAUGCAUUUCACAGGUUUGGCAGGCUGGAACCUACCACGCUAUCAUGUCGAUAUUAUGCAAUGCUGGUUGCGGUCGGCUUCGAGUAGCGGCCGUGCACAGCAUCCGGCACCGAGAGCUCAGCGUCACGGGUAUUAAUACGUUGGCCUAUCCCCCACCUCAGGCCUGUCAGCAGAAUGCGAAAACCCUGUGUGCUCCUGCCAACGAUGGAUGUAUGUGAGGAUCGAUUGAACAAGACCGAUGCUCCUCAUGAGUCUGGUCAAAAGUCAGGUAGUGGUGAGGAUGAUGCCAUGACAACUGCAAUCGACCAAAGCAGGACCUCAAGGACUAGCGAGGCUUUUGCGGACAACUGGAAGCUCGCACAACAAGUGAAAAUCAGCCAUCAACGAAGCCUAGAGGCCUUUCCGAAAGAGAGAAAGCUUGGGGUUACCUGGACCAACCUUACAGUGAAAGUGAUCAGUGCUGAGGCAAGCAUACACGAGAACACACUCUCUCAAUUCAACGUCCCUCAGAUCCUGAAGGAAUCCCGCCACAAGGCCCCUCUUAGAACUAUUCUCCAUGGUUCCCACGGCUGUGUCAAACCUGGAGAGAUGCUUCUAGUACUAGGUCGACCCGGCUCUGGCUGCACAACACUCUUGAAAACAUUGGCGAACAGACGCGGGGGCUUCUCUGCGGUUGAAGGCGAUGUGUGGUACGGAUCUAUGGGUCACGAAGAAGCAAAGCGCUAUCGGGGCCAGAUCGUCAUGAACACUGAGGACGAGCUGUUCUUUCCCACCUUGACCGUUGGGGAGACGAUUGAUUUUGCCACCCGACUCAAGGUCCCGUCCCAUCUCCCGAAAGGUAUCCAGUCACAGGAGGAAUAUCAACAAGCGACACGAGAUUUUCUUCUUGAGUCUGUGGACAUAUCUCACACAAAGGAUACAAAGGUCGGGAAUGAGUACGUCCGAGGCGUAUCUGGAGGGGAAAGAAAACGAGUGUCCAUAAUCGAAACUUUAGCAACCCGUGCCUCCGUCUUUUGCUGGGAUAACAGUACCAGAGGCCUUGACGCAAGCACAGCUCUGGAGUACACCAAGGCUAUUCGGUCGAUGACGGACAUACUGGGUCUCAGCUCGAUUGUCACACUAUAUCAAGCUGGUAACGGCAUCUACGGUCUGUUCGACAAAGUUUUGGUGCUUGAUGCCGGCAAACAAAUAUACUAUGGUCCGAUGAAGCAAGCACGACCUUUCAUGGAGGAUCUUGGCUUUUGGUGUCCACCAGGUGCAAAUAUCGCAGAUUUCCUUACUGGUGUGACCGUCCCGACCGAGCGACAGAUUCGACCUGGCUAUGAAGACAGAAUUCCGCGAAGCGCCGACGAGCUGUUGAAACACUACGAAAGAUCACGAAUCUAUGAACAAAUGUCAGCAGAAUAUGAAUUCCCCAGUUCAUCCGAUGCAGAGGCAAACACCAAAGCUUUCCAAGAGUCUGUCACCAACGAGAAAGACAGACGGCUUACACGUUCGAGUCCCUUGACAACUGGAUUUGGGACACAAGUACGAGCAUGUGUCUUGCGCCAAUAUCAGAUUAUAUGGGGCGACAAAGCCACUUUCUUGAUCAAGCAGAUCUCCACCAUUAUCCAGGCUUUGAUUGCUGGUUCGCUGUUCUACAAUGCUCCCAACAACUCCGGCGGUCUGUUUCUCAAGGGAGGUGCGCUAUUCUUUGCUCUUCUCUAUAACUGUUUGGUGGCCAUGUCUGAAGUCACCGAUUCUUUCAUGGGGCGUCCUGUACUGGCCAAACACAAAUCUUUCGCAUUCUUCCACCCAGCAGCCUUCUGUAUCGCACAGAUUGCAGCAGAUAUCCCGCAACUCUUGGUUCAGAUUACGACUUUCUCAUUGAUCCUCUACUGGAUGGUCGGUUUGGCGGCUUCAGCAGGACAAUUCUUUACCUUCUGGAUCAUGAUAUUCGCCUCCACGAUGUGCAUGACUGCAUGUUUUCGUUCGAUUGGUGCAGCCUUCACUACUUUUGAUGGUGCCUCUAAGGCUUCCGGCUUUGUUAUCAUGGUAGUCGUCAUGUAUGAAGGAUACUUGAUCGCAAAGCCUGAUAUGCAUCCCUGGUUCGUAUGGCUGUUUUGGAUCGAUCCUCUGGCGUACGCAUUUUCAGGAAUCAUGGCCAAUGAACUUCAUGACCGUCAUAUUCCCUGCGUUGGCACGAAUCUUGUUCCGUCGGGCCUUGGCUAUACUGACGCUCAGUAUCAAUCUUGCACAGGCGUUGGCGGAGCGAUCAAAGGCCAGACAUAUGUGACAGGUGACGCUUAUUUGAAGUCACUGUCCUACAGCCAUUCACAUGUCUGGCGGAACUUUGGCAUCGUCUGGGCCUGGUGGGCGCUUUUUGUUGCAAUCACCAUCGUAUGUACUACAAGGUGGAAAUCCGAUUCCGACAGGGGAAGCAAAAUGCUGGUGCCCCGAGAAAAUGUCCACAAGACUGGCCAUAUUCUAGGCGAUGUCGAAUCGCAAACGAAGGAAAAACAAGUUGUCAGUUCCGACUCGUCGCUGAAAGAACAACCUCCCACCGCUGGCGACAGCUCAGAAACCCUGAUACAGAACAGCUCCGUGUUCACCUGGAAAAAUCUGUCCUACGUGGUCAAAACUCCCCACGGCGACCUCAAACUUCUUGAUGAUGUUCAAGGAUGGGUUAAACCAGGGAUGCUAGGCGCUCUGAUGGGCGCUAGUGGUGCAGGCAAGACGACCCUGCUUGAUGUUCUGGCUCAACGGAAAACUGAAGGGACAAUUCAUGGUUCGAUACUUGUCGAUGGACGGCCGCUUCCUGUCUCAUUCCAAAGGUCUGCUGGGUAUUGUGAACAACUUGACGUGCAUGAGCCAUACGCGACCGUUCGAGAAGCUUUGGAAUUCUCGGCGCUACUCCGCCAGUCUCGACAAACACCGAAAGAAGAAAAGCUCAGAUACGUGGACACGAUUAUUGACCUUCUAGAGCUCGGCGACAUCGAGCAUACUCUCAUUGGCUUUCCCGGCGCCGGUCUAUCAAUCGAGCAACGGAAGAGGGUUACAAUCGGUGUCGAGCUCGUGGCUAAACCGAGUAUCCUUAUCUUCCUGGAUGAGCCAACGUCCGGUCUGGAUGGCCAAUCAGCUUAUAAUACGGUCCGCUUCCUGCGCAAGCUUGCGGACGUUGGACAAGCCGUGCUGGUCACCAUCCAUCAACCUUCAGCUCAACUCUUUGCCCAGUUCGAUACCUUGCUUCUACUUGCGAAGGGUGGAAAGACCGUCUACUUCGGUGACAUCGGCGACCACGCAAGUGUCGUAAAAGACUAUUUCGGACGCUAUGGAGCGCCUUGUCCUCCCGCCACAAACCCAGCAGAGCACAUGAUUGAUGUUGUGUCCGGCCCUCUGUCUCAGGGUCGUGACUGGGCGCAGGUGUGGCUGGAGUCCGAGGAACACGAAAGAAUGACCAGAGAGCUGGACGAUAUCAUCAGUGAGGCUGCUGCGAAGCCUCCUGGUACGCACGAUGAUGGAUUCGAGUUCGCCAUGCCAAUGUGGUCUCAGAUUACGGUUGUCACCCGGCGUAUGAACCUUGCACUCUUCCGCAACACCGACUACACAAACAACAAGUUCGCUCUUCACAUAGCGAACGCUCUUUUCAAUGGAUUCACUUUUUGGAUGAUCGGAGACGGUGUCGGCGACCUGCAGCUCAAGCUCUUCACCAUUUUCAACUUCAUCUUUGUGGCUCCCGGAGUGAUCAAUCAGUUGCAGCCUCUGUUCAUUGAACGCCGUGAUAUAUUUGAAACCAGGGAGAAAAAGUCCAAGAUGUACAGCUGGGUUGCUUUCGUCACAGGACUGGUUGUCUCUGAAUUCCCAUACCUCGUCACCUGCGCGGUCCUGUACUUCGUCUGCUGGUACUACACUGUCGGCUUCCCCAACAACAGCGACAGCGCGGGCGGCACCUUUUUCGUGAUGCUGUUCUACGAGUUCCUCUACACCGGCAUUGGGCAGUUCAUUGCCGCGUACGCACCCAACGCGAUCUUCGCUUCCCUGGUCAAUCCUCUCAUUAUUGGGAUACUUGUGUCGUUCUGUGGUACGCUCGUACCCUACGCUCAAAUACAAGCGUUCUGGCGCUAUUGGAUUUAUUGGCUUAAUCCUUUCAAUUACCUCAUGGGCUCUCUGCUUGUCUUUAAUGUGUGGAACGACAAGGUUACCUGCAAGGAACGGGAAUUUGCACAUUUCGACACCCCUGGCAAUGUGACUUGUGGGGAGUACUUGUCUGACUACCUUCAGACCGGAACGGGCCAACUUGCCAACCUUGUGAAUCCGGACGACCGGGGCGGCUGCCGAGUCUGUGAGUACAACACGGGUGCGGACUAUUUGUACACGCUCAAUUUGAAGCACCAGUACGAUGGAUGGAAAGAUGCGGCUAUCGUGGUCAUCUUCACUAUCAGCUCUUACGCCCUGGUCUACGCUUUGAUGAAGCUCCGGACAAAGCAGAGCAAGAAGGCUCAGGGUUGAAGUGCGCCCCGGAGAACAGCGACCGGAGGUUGGUGCAGGAAAUCAUGGCCGCGAGAAGAGUCAUUUGUUGGGUUGAUGCUUUUUGGGCGGAGUAUCAUUGCGGAUAUGGCACACUUAUGGUGAUAGAAUUGGUGCAUCGACACAGUAGACUUUGUACAUUAAUGGUGUCAAGUCUGACUGCAUUGGGAGCAGUAUGGUAAUAGAAGAUAGAAGAUAGAAGAUUAGAAGAUAGACUGUAUAUUUUUACUUUCUUGUUGGAGCGGGCAUACAAUGAUAUUCAGCUUCAGCAGACAUUUUCU
Molecule: messenger RNA, 10643 nt
Organism: Exophiala xenobiotica
Lineage: Eukaryota; Fungi; Ascomycota; Eurotiomycetes; Chaetothyriales; Herpotrichiellaceae
Exons: 4
Coding region: 6031-10344 (1437 amino acids)
Biological process (GO): transmembrane transport
Cellular component (GO): membrane
Molecular function (GO): ABC-type transporter activity; ATP hydrolysis activity; ATP binding
Source: RefSeq, a predicted model, not a curated record